AUGAUUCAAGCAGGAUGUUCAACGAUCUUCUGCAUAACUCCGGUUCUAUUAAUCGAUUCUUAUAUGGUUUACGUCUUCGCGAAAACCAUAUAUCUAGUCAUUGGACUUGGUCUACUACAUGGUGUUGUAUUCCUUCCGGCAUUACUAUUAACUGUACGUUUGACUCUUCUGCCACCUCUCGAUAAAUGCACAAAAUCGGUGGAAAUUUCCGAAUUAAAGAAUACUCGACAAGAGAAUAUUGGUAAAAUCGGUGGGUGUACAGGAUCACUACCAUUCUACUAA
Molecule: messenger RNA, 282 nt
Organism: Strongylus vulgaris
Lineage: Eukaryota; Metazoa; Nematoda; Chromadorea; Rhabditida; Strongylidae
Source: the annotation of a GenBank genome assembly